UCACGGCAUGUCAUUUAACAAAAAAAAUGUGGAUGACCUUAUAGCCCCCAGUUCAUGCGAGAGCAGAUUUUUCCUGGUUGUGUUGGUGAUUUUGGUGCAUGUGUAGCGUAAUACUUGCAUUGUGGUGUGUAGUCUAUAAAAUAAAUAAACUUUAAGCAGAUAAACCUUGUAAUUGCUUGGCUGAAUACAUUGUUAGUAGUGUUCAACGUUGUGAAAUAGCCAACAAGUUCAAGGUUCACGGUUGUAGGCUACCUCACCAGUCUCAUCUGAGGUAGGAACGAAAGUUCCAUCGUUCAAUGUUUCCCCCGUGUGUGUGUAUUCGUGCACGGAUGAAUGCAAGCAAACAUAUCGAUUGUAUUCAUUGAUAUAAUAUUUCCUAAAUUCAUUUAAAGAACGCAGUGAUCUCCCACUAUUUUCCGAUUGUUCACGGCUGUCUUUCAAGACUUUGUUAGAUCUGCAGCCCAGUUAAAGUGUGUAAGAGGGCGCGGGUGGGUUGGAAACCAUGCCAACGGUGGUCCUGAUGGAUGCCUCGCUCUCCAUGACACGCCCAGUGUCACUGGAGGGCAGCGAGGACUUUCAGAGGAAGAAUCUAGCAGUGCACGGGCUCACCAUGCUGUUUGAGCACAUGGCCACUAACUACAAACUGGAGUUCACAGCAUUGGUGGCCUUCUCAUCUCUAUGGGAGCUGAUGGUGCCGUUUACCAGAGACUACAACACUCUUCAGGAGACCCUGAAUAACUUGGAGGACUUUGAUAAGACGUGCUUAGAGGCCGCCCUGCAGGGGGUCAGCAACGUCAUGCAGCAGGAGUGGGGUAGUGGCUGUCCCUGUCAGGUGGUGCUGGUGACUGAUGGAUCGCUGGGUAUCGGAAGGGGUUCUCUGCGCCACUCCCUGCAGACGCUGAAGCAGCGCGGGGACGACAAGAAGUUCCCGCUGCCUUUCCCUUUCCCCUCCAAGCUCUUCAUCAUGUGCAUCGCCAAUGCAGAGGAGCUCCAGGAAACAGAUGCCAUGGACAACCUAGAGCAGCUGAUCAGCCUCAACGAGGGAGAUGGACAGAUCUUCACCAUGGAGGGCCCACUCUGUCUAAAGAGUGUCCAAUCCAUGUUUGGGAAGUUGAUUGACCAGGCAUACUCUCCAUUCCAUGCAGUGUUGCAUUGUGGGAACCUGUCCUCUGACGUGCAGGUGUUUCCCCGGCCAGAGCCCAUGAUUUUGGAUGAGGAGGUGGACCCCAUCCCCAAGGCAGUCCAGACAGACUUGGAGAUCGUUGGGUUCAUAGAGAUCGGAGACAUCGCCAGCCCUCCAGUGAUCUCACGGCAUCUGGUUCUGCCCAUAGCUGUGAACAAAGAAGUUGAUGAGGUGGGCACAGGAAACACUGAUGAUGUGGAUGAGGAAAGCUCCGCCAAUCAAAUGGCUGGAAAGAGCCCAAACUUCUGCGUACUUCUGCACGGCAGUCUGAAGGUGGAGGGGAUGGUGGCGCUAGUGCAGCUGGGGCCGGAGUGGUACGGGAUGCUGUACUCGCAGGCGGACAGCAAGAAGAAGUCCAACCUGAUGAUGUCUCUGUUUGAGCCAGGCCCGGACCCUCUGCCCUGGCUGGGGAAGAUUGCACAGCUGGGUCCCACCUCAGAUGCGGCCGAAAACCCCUACGGUGAGGACGACAGCAAGAGUCCCUUUCCCUUGCAGCCCAAAACCAAACGCAGCUACGCUCAGAACGUGACCGUCUGGAUCAAAGCCAGUGGCCUGCAGACAGAUGUGCAGAAGAUCCUUAGAAAUGCACGCAAGUUACCCGAGAAAACACAGACUUUCUACAAGGAGCUGAAUCGGCUGCGGAAGGCGGCUCUGGCCUUUGGCUUCUGGGAGCUGCUGAAGGGCGUGGCCGAGCUCCUGGAGAGGGAGUGUACGAUGCUGCCUGACUCCGCCCACCCCGACGCGGCCUUCCAGCUGUCCCACGCGGCCCAGCAGCUCCGGCUGGCCAGCACCGGAGACUCGCAGCAGGCCGCCUUCGACCACAACAUCACCCCCAUGCUCACCGACUUCUCCAGCGGAGGGGACCGGAUGUAGGGGAGGGGACGAUGGGGCAGGGGCUUCUCUCUCUGAGCAUGCCCAGACAAAGACCCUUUCCCUACAGAUUCCAUCAGUACCCAUACGCACGCCGACUUCUCCAGAGGGUUGGGGAGAGGAUGGUGGAAGUAGAGGACAGGAAAGGGGCAUUUUUUAACUGACCAUGCCCAGACGAAAAUCCUCUCCUUAUCUCCCCGCCCCAUGCACUCAGACUUGUCCUGAAGGGAUAUGGGGAGGACAGAACAGAUGUGAUGUGGAACACCAUGUCCGCAGUGGAAUACACUCCCCACCAGCCAACCCCUAAGCACACCAGAUUACAAACCACGGUCAUCUCUCUCCCUCACUUUGAGCAUGCCCAGUGUUCUCUUCUCUCUGAGCAUGCCCAGUGUUCUCUUCUCUCUGAGCAUGCCCAGUGUUCUCUUCUCUCUGAGCAUGCCCAGUGCUCUCCAUCUCCUUCGCUCUCUGAGCAUGCCCAGUGCUCUCCAUCUCCUUCGCUCUCUGAGCAUGCCCAGUGUUCUCCAUCUCCUUCUCUCUCUGAGCAUGCCCAGUGCUCUCCAUCUCCUUCGCUCUCUGAGCAUGCCCAGUGCUCUCCAUCUCCUUCGCUCUGAGCAUGCCCAGUGCUCUCCAUCUCCUUCGCUCUCUGAGCAUGCCCAGUGCUUUACCUCUCCCUCUGAGGAUGCCCAGUGCUGCCCUUAACUGUGAGCAUACCUAGUGGGACAUAUUGACCUCAGCAUCAUCCCUUGAUCCACCUCAGAAGCUGGAGAGAUGGUGUUUGUCUGAGUGUGCCUAGUGGAAGAGCCUGACCUCUGGUGGCUCAGUUUAUAUUUUGUCUGUGUUGCAUCAAACAGCAGUCUAAUCAUUGCCUCAAUCAAGACAAAAGGAGUGAACUUUGAAGUGUUCUUGACCAUAACUUGAGAUAUCCUCUUCAAAACAAACAUUUUUUUAUGACACACAUACUUCCCAGCUUGUCAUUCUGUGCCAAGGAUUUUUAAAGUCUUGCAAGAGAUUUGUACAUAACAUUUUUUAAAAAAACAAGACAAAAAAGCUCUAAAUAAAAAGAUGAAUUUCCUCUUUUGGAAUAACC
Molecule: messenger RNA, 3140 nt
Organism: Alosa sapidissima (American shad)
Lineage: Eukaryota; Metazoa; Chordata; Actinopteri; Clupeiformes; Clupeidae
Gene: ints14
Product: integrator complex subunit 14
Exons: 12
Coding region: 503-2056 (517 amino acids)
Biological process (GO): snRNA 3'-end processing
Cellular component (GO): integrator complex
Source: RefSeq, a predicted model, not a curated record